AGUAUAAAGCGCCGCAUUGGUAGAAGUGGAAGUCAUUCGGACGCAGACAGUGCGCCGGUAAACUUGUGAAAAUUUAAACAUUACAUUAGUUAAGUGUCAAACAAGGAGUGAGGAAAUCUGAAAACAUGCGGUGGUCAACGAUAACCUUUUUAUUGCUGCCAAUAAUAUUAGCAUCAACGACAGCAGAGUGGUCUUGGGGCGGAGAUGCGAAUGCUAAGCCCGCUGAAAAAGCCGAGGAGAAGCCUGAGAGCUUAUUGCAAGGAGAACAGUUACCCGAAGCUCAAGACAAACACUUUGAAUCAAACAGCACUGUCCUCGAUGACAUUGUCGACGAACUAGUAAGCAGUAAACAAGGUAGAAGCCUAGGCGGUUUCGACGAUGUGUACAGCGAUCCCACGAUCAAGGAUGCCUUGGACGCAGGAGAUGAUGCUGAAGCUAGAAACCUGAUUAAAGGCAGACUGUGCACUCUAGGUCUCAUACAAUGCGAAGAGGAAGAAACACAAGAAAAACGUUAUCUGUCACCUGAUGAACUGAUUUACGCACAGCCUGUAGAUAUCAAACCUAUUGGUAAACCGAUCGCAUCAAUCCCUGUUCGUGGCCCACCCAGAGCUUAUGGUCCACCAAAGCCUAUGCCUUACCCUUCACAUUCACACAAGCACCCUCCCAAGAGAGUUGGAUAUGGUGGCCAUCCUAGACCUGGUUUCUCAGAAAAGUACGGAGUAGCUGGUGGCAACUACCAGUUCUCUCAAAGCAGUGCUCAAUACAACGCUCACGAAUCUAACUUUGUCACCAAGUCACCCAUUUAUGCUACACCAGGACCUUACGCCUACGAGAACACUAAACCCAGUUACCCAGUUAAAGGCUCGUCUAACUCAGGUUCGAAAACUGAUUCCAUCGUACAACAGCACAUACACCACCAUUACGUGCAUGACGCCGACAAGGACCCCAAAGUCAUCAUUAAACCAGUAGCUAUUCCUGUCGGAUCCAUCGGACAGCUGAACUCACAAAGCUUUGGAUCGCACUCACAAUCUACCGACAUCGUAACUGCUGGAGGUGGUGACUACAGUAGCAUUACUUCAGGUGGCUUCAAACCCAUGUCUGGCGCAUUUGGUUACGAGAACAACAAGCCAAUCUAUGAAUCCGAUACAAUAUAUGGCUCGCAAUACGGCCACAAUUCUAACAAAGUUGGUCACAAUAGCCAACUUUUAACUCAAGGCUUACCAAAUCAGUACGCCAAUAACGCAUUCGAAGAUCAAAAGUAUGGAAACAGCUUAAGUGGUUACGCAUCUCAGAACAGUGAAUUCUAUAAGAAGGAAUUACACGUAGGAGGAUCUCAAAACAAUGUUUACAAUCAAGGUCCAGCAACCUUCGGACAGAACAAUGCUUAUUUGGAAAACUACCAUGAAGCUAAAGCUCAAGGGCACGAUUGUGUAUGUGUAAACUAUGACCAAUGCCCCAGCCAAGAAAUCAUUGGCCGCAGGGAUGACUUGUACUUGCCAAUUGAUCCGCGCAACAAAGGCAGCGAAAUCGUAGCUUUAACUGAAGAACAAUUAGACAACUUGAACAAAACUGAAGCUACCGUUGCAACCACUGAAAGCUCAUCGAACGCUACGGAAACAAAGAAGAUUAGCAAACGUGACACCAAAGAGGAGUCUACCACCGAGGUCGAGAAACAAGCCGAAGCGCGUCAAUAUUUCGGACGUCCUCCUGUUCAACAAUGCAGCCCAAACCAAGUGUGCUGCCGACGCCCUCUACAACCGCAGGCUGCCAACAAAGGACAGUGCGGCAUCAGACACUCUCAAGGCAUCAACGGCAGGAUUAAAACUCCUUCUUACGUAGACGGCGAGAGUGAGUUCGGAGAAUACCCAUGGCAGACAGCUAUCUUGAAGAAGGACCCUAAGGAAUCUGUGUACGUCUGUGGAGGAACACUCAUUGACAGUCUUCACAUCAUGACUGCUGCUCACUGCGUUAAAUCAUACAAGGGCUUCGAGCUAAGAGUACGUCUCGGAGAAUGGGACGUGAAUCGUGACGUCGAGUUCUACCCCUACAUUGAAAGAGACAUCGUUUCUGUCCACGUGCAUCCUCUUUACUAUGCUGGAACUUUGGACAACGAUCUCGCUAUUUUGAAGAUGGACCAUCCCGUCGAAUGGACCAAAUUCCCUCAUAUUAGCCCCGCUUGUUUACCUGACAAAUACACAGACUAUGCUGGUCAAAGAUGCUGGACUACUGGAUGGGGUAAAGAUGCCUUCGGAGACUACGGAAAGUACCAGAACAUCUUAAAGGAAGUUGAUGUGCCUAUUCUAUCGCAUGGCCAAUGCCAACAGCAGUUGAGACAAACUCGAUUGGGCUACAACUACGAGCUCAACCCCGGCUUCCUCUGCGCUGGAGGUGAAGAAGGCAAGGACGCGUGCAAGGGCGACGGCGGUGGCCCCCUGGUGUGCGAGCGCAGUGGCACGUGGCAGAUUGUGGGUGUGGUUUCGUGGGGUAUCGGCUGCGGCCAGCCCGGAGUCCCUGGCGUCUACGUCAAAGUAGCACAGUACUUAGACUGGAUCUCACAGAUCACUGGCAAAUACUCUCAUUAUAACUGAAAUGAUGCCUAGUUUAUACGAAAUGAUCAAUACUUAAAAUUGUAUAAGCAUCUUAUAUUUAUUUUUAGGUAUUAGGCAUACUUAUUUAAUAUUUAUUACUUUUAGGCUUUGGAUGGUAAUAUCCAGAGCAUCCGAGUAAUUGCAUAUUAUGCAGAUUUUUGUAUUAAAAAAUAAAUUAUAGAGAUAAUAAUGUAA
Helicoverpa armigera (cotton bollworm) is the source of this 2783-nucleotide messenger RNA. Its product is annotated as LIM domain-containing protein A. NCBI's taxonomy places the organism in Eukaryota, Metazoa, Arthropoda, Insecta, Lepidoptera, Noctuidae. The record is from RefSeq and is a predicted model, not a curated record. Gene Ontology annotation, biological process: proteolysis. The coding region runs from base 126 to 2588 and encodes 820 amino acids. Gene Ontology annotation, molecular function: serine-type endopeptidase activity. The transcript has 5 exons.